GGGUGCUGCGGGGCGGGGCGGCAGGGUAGGGGCGCGCGCGCGGGGCCGGUCCCGCCGCUCGCCGUGAGGGGGAGCGGAAUCUCCCGCCAUUUUUCAACCGUCCCGCCCGGGCCCCGUCGGGUCUUACCAUGGCGCCGCUACUCGGCCGCAAGCCGUUUCCGCUGGCUAAGCCAUUGCCGCCGGGGGAGCCGGGCGAGCUGUUCGUCAUCCCCCACACGCAGGAGGCCUUCCGCACCCGCGAAGAGUACGAAGCACGUUUAGAGCGAUACAGCGAGCGGAUCUGGACGUGCAAGAGCACCGGAAGCAGCCAGCUGACACACAAAGAGGCUUGGGAGGAGGAGCAGGAAGUUGCUGAGCUCUUAAAGGAGGAGUUUCCUAUCUGGUAUGAGAAACUGGUCCUGGAAAUAGUCCACCACAACACUGUGUCAUUGGAAAAGUUGGUGGAUGCAGCUUGGUUGGAGAUCAUGACCAAAUUCGCAGUGGGUGAAGAGUGUGACUUUGAGGUUGGUAAGGAGAAAAUGUUGCCUGUAAAAGUUGUGAAAAUGCAUCCCCUGGAGAAAGUUGAAGAAGAGGCCUCAGAAAAAAAAUCUGACGGAGCUUGUGAUUCUCCAUCCAGUGACAAGGAGAACUCCAGCCAGGCAGCCCAGGACAACCAGAAGGAAGUGAUGCUGAAGGAAGAUGACAGCAGGAGGGAUAGUAUGAAUGAUCGAGCACGUAGGUCUCCUCGAAAGCUUCCCACUUCGUUGAAGAAGGAAGAAAGGAAGUGGGUCCCACCUAAGUUCCUGCCACACAAAUAUGAUGUCAAACUGAAAAAUGAAGAUAAGAUCAUCAGCAACGUUCCAGCAGAUAGCUUAGUCCGUACAGAGCGUCCUCCCAACAAGGAGAUCCUGAGGUACUUCAUCCGUCACAAUGCGCUACGUGCUGGCACGUGUGAGAACGCUCCCUGGGUUGUGGAGGAUGAGUUAGUGAAGAAGUACUCUCUCCCCAGUAAAUUCAGUGACUUCUUGCUUGACCCACAUAAGUAUAUGGCUCUCAAUCCCUCAGCCAAGAGGAAGAGCUCUCGGUCACCUGAAAGAAAGCUUCCUAAGAAAUCCAAAGCAGAUGGAUCUUCACUGGGACAGCCACUGAGUCCAACCCUGUGGUGUCACGUGCAUUUGGAAAAAUCUAUAAUUGGCUCUCCGCUGAAGGUGAAAAACUCUAAGAACUCAAAUUGUCCUAAAGAGGAGCUGGAAGAGGUGAUGAAAAUUGUGUCACCUGCUAAACUUGGUUCUAACUUUCACAUUCCAAAGAGGAGCCGACUAGGAAAGGGGAACAGCAAAUCCUUGGACAAAAAGCAAAGAGGCAAAAAGGUUCUGAAUGGGCAGAAGUCAUCGGGGAAGGCAAAGUCUCCCAGAAAAGGUUUGAAGACCCCCAAGAUGAAAAUGAAGCAAAUUACACUGCUGGACAUGGCUAAAGGUACCACUAAGGUAUCCAGGGCUCCCAGGAAUUCCGGAGGCACCCCUGGAUCUUCCAGGAAACCCCAGAAACAUCUGCCUCCUGCAGCGCUCCAUCUCAUUGCCUAUUACAAAGAAAACAAAGACAGGGAAGACAAAAAAAGUGCUCUGUCCUGCAUCAUCUCCAAAACAGCUCGGCUGCUUUCCAAUGAGGACCGUGCCCGUCUCCCUGAGGAUUUACGAGGCUUGGUACAGAAACGCUAUGAGCUCCUGGAACACAGGAGGAGAUGGGCCACCAUGACGGAGGAACAGCGGAAGGAGUACAUGAAGAAGAAAAGGGAAAAGCUGAAAGAGAAACUGAAGGAAAGAGCAAAGGAGCGGAAGGAGAAGGAGAUGAAGGAAAAACUGGAAAAACAGAGGAGAUUUGAGGACCAAGAUCUGAAAGGGAAGACAUUGCCUACUUUUAAGCUGGUUGAUACUCCAGAGGGACUUCCUAACACACUUUUUGGGGAUGUGGCCAUGGUGGUGGAGUUCCUGAGCUGUUACUCAGGGCUACUGAUGCCAGAUGCUCAGUAUCCCAUCACAGCAGUGUCCCUGAUGGAAGCCCUUUGUGCAGAAAAGGGAGGCUUCCUGUACUUGAACAGAGUACUGGUCAUUCUCUUGCAGACCCUGCUGCAGGAUGAAAUUGCUGAGGAUUAUGCUGAGCUGGGAAUGAAACUUUCUGAAAUCCCACUUACUCUGCAUUCCGCUUCAGAGUUGGUUCGCCUCUGCCUGCGCAAGUCAGAUGUGCAAGAGGAAAGCGAGGUCUCAGAUAACAUAGAUGAAAGUAAGGAUUUGGCAGCUUUCGAGGAUAAUGAGGUACAGGAUGAGUUUUUGGAGAAACUGGAGACAUCAGAGUUCUUUGAGCUGACUCCUGAAGAGAAAUUGCGGAUCCUUGGAGCACUGUGUCACCGGAUCCUAAUGACAUACUCUGUUCAGGACCAUGUGGAGGCCAAGCAACAGGCCUCGGCUGAGCUGUGGAAAGAGCGCUUGGCUGUCCUGAAGGAGGAAAAUGACAAGAAGAGGGCAGAGAAACAGAAACGAAAAGAAAUGGUGGCUAAAACCAAGGAGAAUGGGAAAGAAGAGCAUGUGAUGGGAAGAAAUGAAAAGAAAAAACACGAAAUUAUGAAAAUAGAGCACCGGGUGGAAAUCGAAGCUGAUGAUAUGAUCAGUGCUGUGAAGAGCAGGCGCCUUCUUGCCAUCCAAGCCAAGAAAGAGAGGGAACAACAAGAAAUACAAAUGAGAGUGAGGAUGGAGAAAGAAGCAGAGGAAGAAAGAAUCCGGAGGCAUAAAGCUGCUGCUGAGAAAACUUUCCAGGAUGGAAUUGCUAAAGCCAAACUGGUGAUGCGCAGGACCCCAAUUGGCACUGACAGGAAUCACAACAGGUACUGGCUGUUUUCAGAUGAAGUUCCUGGUUUGUUUAUUGAGAAAGGCUGGGUACAUGAGAGUAUAGACUACAGAUUUACCCUUCCCCAUCAGAAAAAGGAAGAUUCGAAGAAAGACUACAGCCCUGGAGAGAAGCGGAAGAGCACAGGCAAUGACAGCCGAGGGAACAAGCUGCACCGCUCCAUGCCCACCACAGACCUGCCUGCUGAGACCACCACUCCCAAGCAGGGCCAGAACUUAUGGUUUCUCUGUGACAGUCAGAAGGAUUUGGAUGAACUGCUGGAUUGCCUGCACCCCCAAGGAGUAAGGGAGAGCCAGCUCAAGGAGCGCUUGGAGAAAAAGUAUCAGGACAUCACACAUUCCAUCCAUUUGGCUCGGAAACAGAACUUGGGCCUCAAAUCUUGUGAUGGCAACCAGGAACUGCUGAACUACCUCCGGAGUGAUCUAAUUGAGGUUGCAACGCGGCUGCAGAAGGGAGGCCUGGGAUAUGUUGAUGUGACACCAGAAUAUGAAGCAAAAGUGUACUCACUGGAGAGCCUAAAGGAUUUUGGAGAGUGUGUGAUUGCGCUCCAGGCUGGUGUUGUUAAGAAGUUUCUGCAAGGUUUCAUGGCCCCUAAGCAGAAGAGAAGGAAACACCAAGGAGAGGAUUUCAUUGCCAGGGCGGACGAGAUAGAUGAAGACAAGAAAAUGGCAGAAGAAGCCAAGGUUGCUUCAGCCAUGGAGAAAUGGAAGACAGCAAUCCGUGAGGCCCAGACCUUCUCCCGUAUGCAUGUACUGCUGGGGAUGCUGGAUGCCUGUAUCAAGUGGGAUAUGUCAGCAGAGAAUGCCAGAUGCAAAGUGUGUCGCAAGAAAGGUGAGGAUGACAAGCUGAUCCUGUGUGAUGAGUGUAACAAGGCCUUCCACCUGUUCUGCCUGCGGCCGGCACUCUAUGAGAUCCCAGACGGGGAAUGGCAGUGCCCAGCGUGCCAGCCUUCGACAGCCCGGCGCAGUUCACGAAGCAGGAACUAUGCAGAGGAUUCUGGUGAAGAUGAAGGUGAAGAAGGUGAGGAAGCUUCUGAUGAACCAGAUGCUGAGGAGGAAGAAGAGGAGGAAGAAGACUAUGAAGUUGCUGGACUAAAAUUGAGGCCCAGGAAGGCAGCCCAGGGCAAGCAGGGCUCCAUGUACUCCUUGAGGCAGGGAAGGCACCAGAGGAAGAAGCAGACAUUGCACUCUGUGCGGGGACCCCGGCAGCGCAUGGCGCCUGUCAACGGUGCAGACAUCGAUGAGCUGGUCCUUCAGACAAAGAGGACAGCGCGUCGCCAGAACCUUGAGCUGCAGAAGUGUGAGGAAAUCCUCAGCAAGCUGAUCAAAUACCGCUUCAGCUGGCCCUUCAGGGAGCCAGUGACCACAGAGGAAGCUGAAGACUACUUUGAGGUCAUCAGCAACCCCAUGGACUUCCAGACUAUGCAGAGCAAGUGCUCUUGUGGCAGUUACCGCUCUGUGCAGGAGUUCCUCUCCGACAUGAAGCAGGUGUUCUCCAAUGCUGAGCGCUACAACCAGAAUGGGAGUCACGUACUGUCCUGCCUGGAGAAGACAGAGCAGUGUUUGAUUGACAUGGUGCACAAACACCUGCCAGGCCACACAUAUGCACGCAGGAAACGCAAGAAGCUCUCUGCUAGGUGCCAGGGACUGGAGGAGCAGGAAGGGGACAGUGAGUCAGAGCCCCUUGAACAUUCCCGGGGGCGGAAAAGGAAGAAGUGA
Molecule: messenger RNA, 4598 nt
Organism: Zonotrichia leucophrys gambelii
Lineage: Eukaryota; Metazoa; Chordata; Aves; Passeriformes; Passerellidae
Gene: BAZ1B
Product: bromodomain adjacent to zinc finger domain 1B
Exons: 19
Coding region: 129-4598 (1489 amino acids)
Biological process (GO): chromatin remodeling; DNA damage response
Cellular component (GO): WICH complex
Molecular function (GO): histone binding; histone H2AXY142 kinase activity
Source: RefSeq, a predicted model, not a curated record